AUGGCGGAAGAUAUGCCAUCGGUCCGCGAUCCGGAAAUCAUUUACCUGGACCGAAUCUGUCGAACAUGUCUGGUGGAAAAGGAGAAAGACCAGCUGAAAGACCUUUUUGAGUACUGUCUUGCCGAGACCAUCAUGAGCUGCUCGGGUGUUUCGAUUACCGAAUCCGAUGGACUGCCGUGUCACAUCUGUCUCGAUUGCUGCACGGAGAUGGAGCGGUGCUGCAAUUUCCGCCAAAUGAGCGAACAGUCGGACGCCACGAUACGCUCACUGAUUGAAAAAUCCGUCGUCAUCAAACAGGACAGUGAAACCAAGUACGAGGUGCUGAACGUUGUCCUGACCGAUUCCAAUGGCAACACCGAAACCUCGGCGGUCGUUGUCCCGAUCGAAGAGUUUCGUUUUCAGCUGAUGAACACUCACGCUGCCGCCUUGCCGGAGCAACGCGAAGAAUCGGCCGUCGGCGGUGUUCCUGAACCACAUCCGUUGCCAGCGGUCCCGAAGCCGGUAGCCAUCAUUACACCGCCGACCGUGGCAAAAGAGCCGGAGGAGGAAUAUGCCGUCACCGUUAAUCCCAGUGAACUACUGAACGAACCAGCUCAAUCGCCGCCAGCUGAGAUGAUACAACACGUAACUGGUGGCGUAGCAACGGAAGUUGAUUUAAAAGAAUCCAUCAUCCUGCGCAACCUCAAGCGCGAACUGUCCGAGUUCAUCGGCAGUAGCUGCAAUGCCAUGUCGAAAGAAGCCGAAAUUGUCGAUGAUAAUGAGGAUGACGAAAUGAUCCACGUAAACUACUUGAAAGACGCCCUCACGGAGGAGUACAUUCAAAUAAUGGAACACCAACUGGCAUCGUCAGUGUCGGCCAGUGGCGCACCGCCGCGUGUGACAGUACACCCCGGAACCGCACAGGAACAGUUGGAACAGGAGCAUCUUAACAAUCUGAUCAACGCGUCGAUGGAAGCGGAAGAACCUAGAUCCGCGGCGGACAGUGGCAAGACGGAGCCCAACGAGGACACGCGGUACUGCAAACUGUGCGACAUGCAAUUCACCGAGCGCCGGCUCUACCGGAAGCACGUGCGAAGAAAGCACUCCGAGAAACGGUUCGAAUGCAGCAGCUGUCCGCGGAAGUUUGCCGAAAAGUCGUUACUCAGCCAGCACCUUCUGCGGCACACGGGCGAAAAGGCGCACGGCUGUAAGGUGUGCGACGCGCGCUUCUACGACAAGCCGAUGCUCAACCUGCACAUGCGGAGCCACUCCGGGGUGCGGCCAUACGCGUGUGAGUUGUGCGAUAAGCGGUUCGCGACUCGGAGCAGCCUAACGACGCACCUGAAGGUGCACGGGGAACCGCGACCGCACGUUUGCGCCGUGUGCCAGAAGGGCUUCAAACUGUCCUGGCAGCUGAAGGCACACUCGCGCAUCCACACGAACGAGAAACCGUUCGAGUGUCCCCACUGUCAGAAGCGGUUCAACCAGAACGGUAACCUUAUCGUCCACAUACGCACGCACUCCGGCGAACGGCCGUACCAGUGCAGGCACUGCGACAAGGCUUACCCCAGCCAAAGCGAACUGACCGGCCACAUGCGGCAGCACACGGGCGAGAAGAAGGAGAAAAAGUUCCCCUGUUCCGUCUGCAGCAUGGUGUGCGCCGCCAACUGUGAUCUGGUGGUUCACAUGCGAACGCACACCAAAGAGCGGCCGUUCGAUUGCGUCGUCUGUGGCAAACGGUUCAUGCUGCACGUCCACCUGACCGUCCACAUGCGGUCCCACACGGGCGAGAAACCGUUCGCUUGUACCGUGUGCGAGAAAGCUUUCGCCACCAGUUAUCAACUGAAAACACACAACUACAUCCACACGGGCGAGAAGAACUACGCCUGCGAUGUGUGCAACCGGAAGUUCAGCAAUGCGGCCAACCGGAACACUCACCGCAAGACGCACGAUCGGAAAAUUUCCUGACAAAAGUACAUGUUCGUAGGCUAAGAAGGCUAACGCUUGAACCCUGACGAACGACGUUACCAUGGUAACCGAUAUGAAGCCACAGAAGAAGACGUGAGGAGGGUGUGAAAAUAGAGAUGCGUUUUCUUUAUUGAAAGUAAAUCAAGACAAUGAAUGUGCCGGCCACAUGGCGCUGGCUUGGUCUGCUCUGCUGCGUUGUCCCUCGGACACAAAAACGGGUUGCGCUCUGUUGCGGGCACGCUGGCCUCUUCACUAACUGACUAAUGUUACAUGUGUCUCCUCCUCUU
Anopheles cruzii is the source of this 2234-nucleotide messenger RNA. Its product is annotated as zinc finger protein 846-like. Gene Ontology annotation, molecular function: zinc ion binding; DNA-binding transcription factor activity, RNA polymerase II-specific; RNA polymerase II transcription regulatory region sequence-specific DNA binding. The record is from RefSeq and is a predicted model, not a curated record. Lineage: Eukaryota; Metazoa; Arthropoda; Insecta; Diptera; Culicidae. Gene Ontology annotation, cellular component: nucleus. The coding region runs from base 1 to 1947 and encodes 648 amino acids. The transcript is spliced from 5 exons. Gene Ontology annotation, biological process: regulation of transcription by RNA polymerase II.